UCAGACAUUUACUUUGAAGCGUCAAGCGGACGUGGCGUGUAUUCUGUUCGUCAUCUUGAUGCUGCCUGUCAUGUUGUUAGCCUGGCUUGCGAGACACUCCUAGCUCGGAUCCCCUUCCUCAUCGUCAGUGUCCCCCUCCCCUCAACGAGCCAUGGCCGAGCAGGCCGCAGGAGCCCCUCCGUCGUCGCAACAUGACGACGAGCUCCAGCAGCGAAUGGAGGCCCUGGAGCGGGAGAGGGCUGAAUUGGGCAAAGCCAAGCAGCAGCUGGAGGCCGAGUUCAACCAGAAGAGAGCCAAGUUCAAAGAGCUCUAUUUGGCCAAAGAGGAGGAUCUGAAGAGGCAGACGUCAGCUCUGGAGUCGGCCCAGUCGGAGCUGAGCGCCGCACAGGCCCAGCUGACCCAGGCCCGCUCCGAGAUCGAGACCAUCAAGGCGGUGGCCACGGUGUCGGAGAACACCAAGCAGGAGGCCAUCGAUCAGGUCCGCGGCCAGUGGCAGGAGGAGGUGGCGUCGCUGCAGGCCAUCAUGAAAGAAACCGUUUGCGAGUACGAGGUCCAGUUCCACCAGCGUCUGGAGCAGGAGCGAGCCCAGUGGGGCCAGUACCGCGAGGCCGUGGAGAGGGAGGUGGCAGACCUCAGGCGGCGGCUCGACGAGCCCCAGGAGGAGCAAAACCUGGAGGACGACAUGAAGAAGGCUCAAGAGGAUGCGGAGAAGCUCCGCUCGGUGGUCAUGCCCAUGGAACAGGAGAUCGGCGCGCUGAAAGCCAAGCUGUCGGCGGCCGAGGACAGGGUCAAGGAACUCGAGGCGUCCAAGGUGAAGGAGCUCAACCACGUUUUGGAGGCGGAGAAGUCGUGUCGCACCGACCUGGAGAUGUACGUGGCCGUGCUCAACACGCAGAAGUCGGUCCUGCAGGAGGACGCCGAGAAACUGCGGCGGGAGCUUCACGAAGUGUGCCACAAGCUGGAGCUGGAGCGGCAGCAGCACAACCAGCUCAAGCACACGUGGCAGCGAGCCAACGAUCAGUUCCUGGAGUCGCAGCGCCUCCUCAUGAGGGACAUGCAGAGGAUCGAGAGCGUGCUCUCCUCCGAGCAGCUGCGGCAGGUGGAGGAGAUCAAGAAGAAAGACCAGGAAGACGACGAGAAGGAGAGGCUGAGCCAAAUGAAGGAUCUGCACGAGGAAGACGGCGCGGACAACACGGAGCCCUUGGAGGACAUCUUCCUGGGCUUGAGCGUUGAGGAGGCGCCGACCGACCACAGCGCCCACGGCUCCAUGCACUCGCUGGACGCCGACUCGGUGCCCGGCGGCCCGCCGGACCCCUACAGGGAGAACCUGCGCAGGGUGCAGUCCACCGACAGCCUGGGCUCCUCCCUGUCGGCCACGCCGGGCCUGAACCACAAGGCCAAGUCGGCCGGCCACUUGGACGAGUCCGACUUCGGGCCCCUGGUGGGGGCCGACUGCGGCGCGGCGGCGGACGCCGGCCUGGGAGACGGCGGCUCCGUCGGUUCCGUCAAGCUGACGGCCAGCCACUUCCUGCUCACCAAAGAUCAGGAGAAGGCCAUCAAGGCCAUGACGCCCGAGCAGGAGGAGACGGCGUCGCUGCUCUCUAGCAUCUCGCAAGCCCCCGACGCCGCCUACUUGCCCCCUGCCGGCUACCGACUGGUCAGCGACAGCGAGUGGAACCUGCUGCAGCAGGAGGUGAAGAACGCGGGCAGGAAGCUGGGCCGCCGCUGCGACAUGUGCUCCAACUACGAGAAGCAGCUGCAGGCCAUCCAGGGCCAGGAAGCCGACACUCGAGAUCAGGUCAAAAAACUGCAGGCGAUGCUGCGGCAGGCCAACGAUCACCUGGAGAGGAGCGUGGCCGACAAACAAAGCCUGGAAGAUUCCGUCAAGCUGGGGAACGAGGAAACCGCCGCCAAGGUGUCGGCCCUCGUCCGACGAGUCCAGGAGUCGGAAAGGCUGCUGGCCACGCUUCAGGAGGCCUUCGGCGAAGCCAAGAGGAACACGCAAGGACAGAUGGCCGCGCUGGCGCAGUCGCGCGAGCAACUGGCCGACGAGCUGAGCCGACUCCAGCGGGACAACGAGAGCCUGCAGGGAAAACGCCGUCUCCACUCGGAGCUGCUGGAGCAAGACGGCUUCGCCAUGCCCGACAACGUGCAAGAGCUCCAGGCGACGGUGCUGCGGCUGCGCGAGGACACGGCGACGCUGCGGACGUCGGCCGAGCACACGGAGGAGAAGCUGAUGGCGGAGAUCCUCUUCCUCAAGGAGCAGAUCCAAGCCGAGCAGUGCCUCAAGGAGAACCUGGAGGACACGCUGCAGACGGAGAUCGAAGGCUGCAAGGAGGAGAUCGCUUCCUUCUCCGGUUUGAAGACGGAACUGCAGCGGCUAAAAAUGGAGAAGGAGCAGUUGCAGAUCAGUUUGUCGCAAAAGACGGAGCGGCUGGAAAGCAUCCGAAGCUUGAGGAUCGGCCUGGAGCAGCAGCUGAGGGAGCUCCACGCCGCCAAGAGUGCGCUAGAGAGUCAGGUGUUUGAAGAGAAAGACCGAGCCCAGCGCUUGCAGACGGAGCUGGAUGUCAGCGAGCAGGUCCAGAAGGACUUUGUCAAGCUUUCGCAGACGCUACAGGUGCAGCUGGAGCGAAUACGACAGGCGGACUCUUUGGAGCGAAUCAGACUCAUUCUCAACGACACCAACUUGACCGACAUCAACCAGCUUCCGGAUACAUGAUAGCGCGCCUGCGGGGAAAAGUGCCUCCUCCCUUCGUUCUUUCUGCAUCCCCCCCCCGAACACGAUCGAUCGAUCGAUCCUCCUCCUCCUCCUCGUAAGCGUUACGAAAGAAGCGAAGGCAGGUAGGAAGGAGCAGCGCUGGCCUUUUUUAAUGUACAUUUAAGUGGUGGAGUCGUGAUGAAGAAAAAGCACUACUCAAAACACUGCAAACGUGCAUAUGGAUGGUUGGGGGUGGGGGGGGGGGGGUCCCCAUCUUUCCUGUGGAUGUCUUGCUCCUACUGUAGAUAUGACUCUUUUAAAAACAAAAUUCUGAUUAGCUUUAAAAAAAAUAAUAUCAGAUUGGUCCAUAAUCGUUGAUCUCGCUUGUUGGUCGUCUCAUCCCUUUGAUGUGGGGUCCCCCCCCCCCCCCCACCACCACCAGGGGGUCUCAAACUGGGGUCCAGACCUCAAGGGUUCACAGACUACUAUAAAAAUAAUCCAACAAUAAUAAUCAAUGAUUUUCUCUCAUUUCAAGUAUAUACCCCCCCCCCCAACAAAAUACAUUUGUUUAGAGGAAAAAUAUCCAGAGCAAUGCAACUUUUUUUUCCUCUUACAAAAACACUUAACAAAGCCACUUUUGCCCCUCGGCAUUUAGCGACCCACAUAAUAGUUCUGCUCAGAGUCCCCCCCCCCCCCCCGCUACCCGGUAAAGUUUGAGAACGCCUCUUUUGCACCCGACAACAAUGACACGAGAUGGACCGAAUGAAAUUGUUGCACGAGAAUCCAAUCCAAAAGGCGACGCUGCCGUCUUGCAAUUUUUCUUGGAGAAACUCAUGCGACGUGAGUUUUAAUUCUUCGGAUUUUACCCCCCACCCACCCACCCACCCCAGGUGAGUACAAAGGGCAUCCGUGUGUGUGUUUGUGAAACUGCGGACCCUCCGAACAGGACCACCUUCCCAAAUUGCUCUCAUUUCACAACCCAGAGGAAGUCAUGGAAAGAUUCAAUCGUUGCAGUGGACGUUCAAUUUGUCAAAAAGCAAUCCAAGCGCCGCGCGCCACGGCCAAAUCUAUUCGCCGUGGGUGUUUUUCAACAGGUGGGUACAGAAGAUGGUCACCUUGUUCGAGAAGUUCAAAGCUUGUACAUAACUGUAAUGACGCACGGAUCCCUGUAGAUGGCGGCAAUGAAUCGCUUUGGAUUCAGGUCAAAAUCUCACCUCGUCUCAUGUUGAUAAUGCGCGAGGGGACGCCAGCACGUUUUGAAGUCAAGACAAGUUGCGGCACCUACCAGGCAAGAGGAACCUACGAUGUCAACAGUUUGUGUCAUGGGUGGUUGUCGAAAGCGUGGAAGCAUCGUGAAUGGCAAAUAAAUAACAAUCACCCACUUUCAUCGUGAGUCAUGCAGCGAGUCACCGUUGCCCACUGUGCAUAUUUUCAGUUUUUUUGCACUGUCUUAGUCUUAUUUUUGUGGCUUUAAAGUUUAGCGUCACAAACGCAUAAACACAAUGUCAGCAUUAAAUUCACUAUUUGACUUGAAAUGACUUUUUGGGACAAAAAGACCGCUUUCUGUGUUUUUCGGUUAGAAACUUUUUUUUUUUUUUUGGAGGCCAGCCCAUGUUCUCCUGUCAAAUAAUUGAAGAAUGCAAAA
Molecule: messenger RNA, 4343 nt
Organism: Hippocampus zosterae (dwarf seahorse)
Lineage: Eukaryota; Metazoa; Chordata; Actinopteri; Syngnathiformes; Syngnathidae
Product: rab GTPase-binding effector protein 1-like
Exons: 18
Coding region: 152-2719 (855 amino acids)
Biological process (GO): endocytosis
Cellular component (GO): intracellular membrane-bounded organelle
Molecular function (GO): growth factor activity; GTPase activator activity
Source: RefSeq, a predicted model, not a curated record